Molecule: messenger RNA, 1221 nt
Organism: Aureobasidium melanogenum CBS 110374
Lineage: Eukaryota; Fungi; Ascomycota; Dothideomycetes; Dothideales; Saccotheciaceae
Product: alpha/beta-hydrolase
Exons: 3
Coding region: 1-1221 (406 amino acids)
Biological process (GO): epoxide metabolic process
Molecular function (GO): epoxide hydrolase activity
Source: RefSeq, a predicted model, not a curated record
AUGUCAGACAUCAAACCCUAUACCAUCUCAGUUCCACAGGCGAAACUUGAUCGCCUGCAGCAGAAACUCGCUGUUGUUGACCUGCCAGAUGAGCUCGAUGACGCAGGCUGGGAUUACGGCGCAUCUCGACCCGAAGUCAAGAAACUAGUCACUUACUGGCAAAACGAUUACGACUGGCGCAAGCAUGAAUCAAAACUGAACGAGCUGCCAAACUACGUGACUGGUAUUAAAGUCGAUGGGUUUGGCGAGCUGCAGAUACAUUUCCUCUAUCAGAAGAGUUCGGUCAAGAAUGCUAUUCCUCUUCUCUUCUGCCAUGGAUGGCCCGGAAACUUCACUGAGGUGUCGAAGGUGCUGCCUUUGCUGGCUGACACCAAAGACGACGCACCUGCUUUCCACGUUGUCGCACCUUCGCUUCCCAACUUUGGAUUCUCGCAGGGAGUCAAGAAGCGAGGAUUCAGACUCAAGCAGUAUGCAGAGGUCUGCCACAAGCUCAUGUUGAAGCUGGGCUACAAGCAGUACGCAACUCAGGGUGGAGACUGGGGUUUCUGGAUAACGAGACUCAUGGGCCACCUCUACCCAGAAGCAUGCAAAGCUUCACAUGUCAACAUGACCCCACCAGCCAUGGACGCUGACCUCACUGCUGCCCUCAACGACAAAUCUUCGUUCAGCGAGCAAGAGUAUCAAGCUCUACAACGCCUGGCCAGAUUCCGCAAAGACGGUGCGGGCUAUAGCACCGAGCAAGGCACUCGGCCUCAGACUCUGGGUUAUGGACUCCAAGACUCUCCAACUCUUUUGCUGUCCUGGAUUCUCGAGAAGCUUCACGAGUGGACUGACAACUACCCUUGGACACCCGACGAGAUCCUGACUUGGGUGUCUUUGUAUUGGUUCUCUUCUGCUGGACCUGCAGCCAAUGUUCGGAUCUACUACGAGGCCAGGCAUGAUGCACAAGGCGGCGAUGACAUGAGUGUCUUGGCGGCAGCGACUGGUCAUGUUCCGCAUGUCAAGCUAGGCGUCAUGUACAACUGGAAAGACAUGGAGACGUCUCCGAAAGCGUGGGUGAGGAAGAUAGGACCUGUGGUGUUUGAGAACGAGCAUGACACCGGUGGUCACUUUGCUGCUUGGGAGAAGCCUGAACAUCUGGCUAAAGAUCUCAAGGACAUGUAUCGUAAGGGCGCGGAAGCUGCUCAGGUCUUGGGCGAUGCGAACGGCUACGACGGUUGA